AUGGUGCAGGCGGCCAACUCGGGCCACCCGGGCGCGCCGAUGGGCUGCGCGCCGAUGGCGCACGUCCUCUGGUCGGGCGUCAUGUCCUACGACCCUGCCGACCCGGAGUGGAUCAACCGCGACCGGUUUGUCCUCUCGAACGGUCACGCGUGCGCGCUGCUGUACUCGAUGCUGCACCUGACGGGGUACGGCGUGUCGAUCGACGACCUGAAGCAGUUCCGCCAGCUCGACUCGAUCACCCCCGGCCACCCCGAGAACGGAGUCACCCCCGGAGUCGAGGUGUCGACCGGCCCGCUCGGCCAGGGCAUCAGCAACGGCGUCGGCCUCGCAAUGGCGCAGGCGCACCUCGGGGCGACCUUCAACCGGGAGGGCUUCUCGCUGAUCGACAACUUCACCUACGUCAUCUGCGGCGACGGCUGCAUGCAGGAGGGCAUCUCCUCCGAGGCUGUGGUGCUCGUAGGCCACCUGCAGCUGGGGCGGCUCAUCGUCCUGUACGACGACAACAAGAUCCAGAUCGACGGCGCCACCUCGCUCGCCUUUUCGGAGGACGUCGGCAAGCGCUACGAGGCUUACGGCUGGCAGGCGAGCGCGCCACGCAGCGCCGCGCCCCGGCACACGACGACACACACACACACCCCGCCCGCCGCUUCCGGCUCCUCGCACCUGAGGCGCGAGGGUGACACCUCCCGCGUGCAGUACGAGUGGCUACGCCGCAUCACCGGCCAGCCACUCCCCGGACGGCCGCAGCAGCAGCCGCCCUUUGGCAGGAGCGGCGGGGCGGAGCAGGCCGUCUUCGUCGCUGCGGAUGACGACCAGUCGGCUCUCCUCGGCGAGUACGCCGCCGCCCACCCCGCCCUCGCCGCCGAGUUCGAGAGGCGGCGCGCGGGAGAGCUGCCUGCCGGCUGGCGCGAGGCGCGCCGCUUCCUCCCAGCAGCAGCGCGCUCAAAGCCCCCGCCCCCGCACCCCGCCGCAGCCCUCGCUUCCCUCGAGUGGGACAAGCCCCUCGCGACGCGCCAGUCGUCGCAGCUCGUCCUCAACAAGCUGUGCGAGGUGGUGCCCGAGCUCGUCGGAGGCUCCGCCGACCUGACACCCUCAAACCUCACAAAGUUCAAGGGCGCCGCCGACUUCCAGGCCCCAUCCCCCCACCCCUUGGCGCCACGACACGCGGCCUCGCCCGAGGGGCGCUACAUCCGCUUCGGCGUGCGCGAGCACGCGAUGGCAGCCCUCUGCAACGGGAUGCAUGCCUACGGCAUGCUCCGCCCCUUCUGCGCAACCUUCCUCAACUUUUUCGGGUACGCGGCCGGCGCGGUGCGCGUCUCCGCCCUCUCGCACUUUGGCGAGGACGGGCCGACCCACCAGCCCGUCGAGGCGCUCGUCAACUUGCGCGCCACGCCGAACUUGCUCACGCUGCGGCCCGCCGACGCGAACGAGGUAGUCGGCGCGUACAUGGUCGCGAUGGAGCGCCCGAAGACGCCGGCGGUAAUCGCGCUCUCGAGGCAGGGCUGCGCCAACCUGGCGGGGUCGCGGGCGGAGGCGGUUGCGCGGGGCGCCUACGACACGCCGCCGCAGCUGGUGCUGGUCGGCACCGGCUCCGAGGUGCAGACGCUCGAGCAGGCGGUGCCGCUGCUGGAGGGGGUGCGCGUGCAGCUCGUCUCGAUGCCGUGCUGCGAGCUCUUCGACUCCCAGCCGCGCGAGUACAAGCACGAGGUGCUGCCGCCCGGCGUGCCCGUGCUGGCGAUGGAGGCCCUCGCGGCGGAGGGGUGGUGCAAGUACGCGCACUCGGUGAUCGGCAUGCGCUCCUUCGGCUGCUCGGCGCCGGCCAAGGAGGUGCAGAAGCGCUUUGGCUUCACGGCCGACAACGCGGCGCUGAGGGCGCGCGAGCUGCUGCAGCACUACGCGAACAAGCUUGCGCCGGACUUGCUCGACAGGCCUGACAACUAGCCGUGGCCGGCGGGCGCAUGCGGCGGGGGCGGGCGGAGCGGAGAGGCGGCAGCGCCACGCAGCAGUGGCCGCGCGACCGCGGAGCGAGGUCGGCGCGUCCGCGCUGCUCCGCAACGCCGCGCGUGCGCAGCGAUCCUCUCCCCCCCCCCUCCCCAUACUAUGGACAUGUUGAUUGUUGUGCGCGCGUGCGGUUCGCCGCAGGUUCGCCGCGGGCCGUGCUGGGGCCGGACACUGCACGUGAGGAGAGAGAGCGAGUCGAGGCUGCGCCGAGAGAGAGAUAUAAGGCGAGAGGUGUGCACACCUGCUUGAUCGCUGAUGUGCGCUUGUGUGCACGCGCGCGCUUUCUAUGGGUGCUGUCUUUGAUGUGACUGGUGCUGUGAAUUUUAUGUAUGUAAGCGCUGGGCUGCUGUAUACCGCCCGCAUACGUGCC
This is a messenger RNA of Emiliania huxleyi CCMP1516, 2371 nucleotides long. It is a transcript of the gene TK, whose product is annotated as transketolase. Gene Ontology annotation, biological process: pentose-phosphate shunt. The record is from RefSeq and is a predicted model, not a curated record. The transcript has 12 exons. Gene Ontology annotation, cellular component: cytosol. Lineage: Eukaryota; Haptophyta; Isochrysidales; Noelaerhabdaceae. Gene Ontology annotation, molecular function: transketolase activity. Bases 1 to 1941 code for a protein of 646 amino acids.